Molecule: messenger RNA, 2396 nt
Organism: Vespa crabro (European hornet)
Lineage: Eukaryota; Metazoa; Arthropoda; Insecta; Hymenoptera; Vespidae
Product: DNA replication factor Cdt1-like
Exons: 6
Coding region: 153-2270 (705 amino acids)
Biological process (GO): DNA replication preinitiation complex assembly; mitotic cell cycle; DNA replication checkpoint signaling
Cellular component (GO): nucleus
Molecular function (GO): DNA binding; DNA polymerase binding
Source: RefSeq, a predicted model, not a curated record
AAAUUGUAAAUCGAAAUAUACGUUAUCCUAAAGGAUAAGGUUAAGAAAGUUGACUUUUUUCGAAAGUGUAUAAACCAUUUAAUAGGUGAAAGAAAGGAAGAAAAAGAAAAAUACAUAUUCGCAUAUAAAUUGAUUUAUAUUUAUAUUGAAAAAUGACGCAGCCAUCAGUAACGGCAUAUUUUAAUACGUGUAAAUCUAAAGCAUUAUUGUUGGAUCAAGAGCAUGUGAAAAUAAAUAAAGAGAGUGAAUUUAAAACGAAAACGCAAUCGUCGAAAGUUUUGUUUGAAAAAGAAGAAGAAACUAUGGUAACGAGAGGAAAAUUUAUAUCGGUGCAAGGAACGAGCAAUAAUUCUACCCAUAAAGUAAACUCUACUACGUGUCAUAAUCAAAUUGAUUCUAAAUGUUCUGCACAAAAAACAAAUAAAAUUAUUACGCGUUCACGCGCAGCUCAAGCACAGAAAUUAAGUGAAAUUGGUCAAGUGGAUAUACGUGAGAGUUUUCUCAAAAAAAGUAAUGAUGCCGAUGCGAAAAGAGUAUUAUUUAAAAAGGAGGGUACUUUAAAUCCAAAGAAGAAGCAACCUACGACCCCAAAGAAAAGUAUAUCAGAGGAAAAGCAGUCCACGAGGAAUGAAAAAAAUGAAGCAACUUCUGUUGGAUUUACUACGCCCAAAAAGGCAUCAAAUACUAGAGAUGACUCUAGUAAAAAAAACUUGGAUUUGAAUGAGAUUAAAAAUAGGAUUAACAAAUCUAACAGACUAGCAGAAUUAAAAGCUUCUAUUGAUCGCAUAAAAAAAUGUGAUCAGCGUUUAAAUGAAUAUCAGAAACAAAAUGAUUGUAAUAAGCCUCAAAUACAGAAAUUCGAGCAUAUUCAACUUGAAAUACCAAUUAGCCCUCAAAAGAACUUUAAAUCGCCAAACAAGGGAUUAAUGAGUCCUAUAAAAAGUGAAAUAUUACCUCAAACAAGCCCACAACGUCGUCUUUUAUUUGAACCUAAGGAAUCUACUAGUCCAGUAAAGAGUAAACCUGACAAAACUCCAGCUUAUCAAAGAUAUUUGUCACUUUUUGAAAAUGGUACACCAGGAUUACCAUUGCCGUAUAACUAUAGAUUCUUAGCGGAAAUUUUUAGAUCCGUUGAUACGGUCUCAGCUAUGCUGUUCAAUCGUAAAGAGUUAAUAACAUUUAAAAAAUUAAAGCCAGCUGUUCAAGAACUUUUACGGCGCAACUUUACAUUAGAGCAUUUAGGACAAAUAAAGACUAUCUAUCCUGAUGCUUAUGUCUUUCAUCAAGAAAAAGUUAGGUCAUUUGGAUCGACAUCUAAACAAGAUAAAUAUGAAUUAGUCUUGACACCGACUGUACAAGUAAAAGAUCGGCCGAAUGAACCAAAUGAAGACAAUGUCUUACAGGCGGCAAUAGACGUAAGCAUGAGCCCAGGCAUAUUGUUAGAAAGAAGAAGAAAAUUUUAUGAUGUUUUGUUAGAUAAAGUUAAGACAGAGCACGAGCAAUUUUUGCUAAAAUUAGAAGAACCGAUGGUCAUACCUAAAGACAAAAUUAUACGUUGGCAUCCUGAAUUUGAUGUUGAAAGUUGCAAGCCUAUUGACCAAUCUGUAUUGCCACAACCACCUGAUGUAGAAAAAGCCACCUCCGCUAAACACGUUUUAGAAAAAGCAAAAUCUCUAUUCAAUUGUAAUACUCGCAUGGAAAAAGCUUUGCAAAGAUUGGCAGAAGCAAAAAUGACGUCAAAAUCAGGAUCUUCGGACAUAUCAUCUACAAAUGAAUCUACUGAUGUUACUAUGAAAAACGUUAAUAUUGGUAUCAUCGAUACUCCACCCGCUACACCAUCUGUAGAAAAGAACUAUCUUUCUACGGCAUUUAAAGGCAUUCCAAAAGCUCUUCUUGAAAAGGUACGCGCAAAACAAGCUGCUAAAGCAUUAGAGAUGAUGACUAGGAACCCGGAUCUAGAUAAAGAGGCAACUCUAUAUUCUAGAUUACCCGAAUUAGCAAAAAUUCUACGUAGUAUUUUUGUAGCCGAAAAGAAAGGAGUUUUACCAUUGGAACAUGUAUUGACAAAAUUAGACAAUUCGUUUAGAACUAAACUAACUGCAGCUGAAUUAAAUGAACAUGUGCGAAAAUUAUGUAAAUUAUUGCCUACUUGGGCUAGUAUACAUAACGUGAGGAAAACAGAUUAUUUAAAGCUUGCAAAAGAUGUCGAUUUAAAUAAAGUAAUUAAAAUGUUAGAAAUCGUAGCUAACGAUAAAGUGAUUACAUCGUGAUAUCAUUAUCUCUUAUGGUACACUUUUUUAUGGUAUGCUUGCACGAGUACAAUAACAAUGAAUUAGCAUCUUACUACGAUUAGAGUUGAUAUUUUUUGGGUAGUGAAUAAAAGUAAUAUACGAAAA